Paramormyrops kingsleyae is the source of this 1365-nucleotide messenger RNA. Its product is annotated as growth arrest and DNA damage-inducible protein GADD45 alpha. NCBI's taxonomy places the organism in Eukaryota, Metazoa, Chordata, Actinopteri, Osteoglossiformes, Mormyridae. Gene Ontology annotation, cellular component: nucleus; cytoplasm. The record is from RefSeq and is a predicted model, not a curated record. Gene Ontology annotation, biological process: regulation of cell cycle.
UGAGAAUAGAGACGCUGUAGUUGUGAACCUUAUCUUUGACUACCGCUUUCAGCGCCCUCAGAUACGCGGACUGACGUACAGAGGAGGUGGUAUUGUUGAACCGUGGAUAACGCAUCCUGAGGACUGCUGAUCCUUUGCGGAGUUUGUUCCAUUUGGCAGCCUGGGAAUAUCGACCCUUUAACUGGAUUUUAUGUGCAAUAUGACUUUUGAAGAGUUUAGUGGAGAUCACUCUGCAGAAAGGAUGGACUCUGUGGCCAGUGCUCUGGAGGAGGUGCUCAGCUCUGCGGCGCCGCAGGGAUGCGUUACGGUGGGGGUGUACGAAGCAGCGAAGUGGCUCAACGUGAACCCGGACAACGUGGUGCUGUGCGUCCUGGCCACGGACGAGGACGACGUGGAGAGCGUGGCUCUGCAGAUCCACUUCACGCUCAUCCAGGCAUUCUGCUGCGAGAACGACAUCAACAUCCUGCGGGUGAACAACAUGCGGCGCCUGGCGGACAUCCUGGGAGACUUCGGCCCCGGGGGCGAGCCGGCCGACCUGCACUGCGUCUUAGUCACCAAUCCUCACCCUGCUACUUGGAAAGAUCCGGCUCUAAGCAAGGUAAACCGGUUCUGCAGGGAGAGCCGCGGUUUGGAUCAGUGGGUGCCCAUCAUCAAUCUCCCUGAGCGAUGAUGGAGGAUCUAGACCAAGGACUCCAACACUGGAAGAGAUGCACUGGAUUUGUGUGACGCAACAGCAGCCCGCUCAGGAGAGGAUUCCCACAAACUGAUGAUGAAAUUCACAAAAAUAAAAAAGGGGAAACAUUGACGGACAGAGAGAGAGCAGUCUCGGUGAGAGAGGGGUGGAUUUCGGCCCGACUGGAGGAGUCACAUUCCUAGCCUGGCACAGGGAGCGGAGAUUCAGGAAGGAGUCCAUGUGGCCUCAGGAAGAGGCGCCGCACAGGAAGUGGGGGCGGGGCGGGGGGGUGCAGGCAGGGCCUGGGAGCAGACCAGAGCCUGCGGAUCAGGACUGAGCCCCUGGCUGGAUUACAGGGGAACCAGACAACAUACGGAGAUGUUCAGAUGUGCCAUUACAGCAGUUUUUAUCAUUGAAUGAAUGCUGUUUUGUUGUUGUUGUUGUUGCUGUUGUUGUUGUUGUUGUUAUUAUUAUUAUUAUUAUUAUUAUUUAAAAGGGAAGAUCUAUAAUGUCAGUGUGCAGGACAAGUUAUGGUCUUUCAUAUUUUACAGGAACUGUUUCACAAGUUUUUUUUUUUUUUUUUUUAAGUUAUUUUGCUUAUAUUGAAAUGUAUUUAUGUUGUAGUUACUAUGAAGCCCCCUGUAAAGCAGUGACACUGAUGCAUUUUGUCCAAUAAAAUGUUUUGCACAAAA